AUGUCGUGGAGGUUGAAAUCUUAUCCAAAUGACCAUCAUGCUAAGAUCAAGUUUACGCUGAAAGAUGAGAGUGAUUCCACAUCUUUGACUGUGAAUGCCGAAGGAGUGCCAUCACACAUGGCAGAAGAGACUCGCAAUGGGUUAACUCGUUACUACCUGCAGUCCAUCGCUCGCUCAUUUGGUUUCAGUGCACGUAUAAACUAA
This is a messenger RNA of Ostertagia ostertagi, 204 nucleotides long. Lineage: Eukaryota; Metazoa; Nematoda; Chromadorea; Rhabditida; Trichostrongylidae. The record is from the annotation of a GenBank genome assembly.